Debaryomyces fabryi is the source of this 1509-nucleotide messenger RNA. RefSeq lists its product as uncharacterized. Gene Ontology annotation, biological process: transmembrane transport. The record is from RefSeq and is a predicted model, not a curated record. NCBI's taxonomy places the organism in Eukaryota, Fungi, Ascomycota, Pichiomycetes, Serinales, Debaryomycetaceae. Bases 1 to 1509 code for a protein of 502 amino acids. Gene Ontology annotation, molecular function: transmembrane transporter activity. The transcript has a single exon.
AUGCAUCGUGAAACAGAACCAUCUUUAAUUAGCGACAUCGAAAAGCUGAAUUUAGAACAUGUUGAAAGUAUUAAUGAACCACAAGUUCUUACUUCUGAACAUCAUGAUUUUCUCAUGAAAAGACAUGGAUCCAUUCAGUUGGUUCCACUCCCAUCCAGUGAUCCUGCUGAUCCACUAAACUGGUCAAGUUGGAAGAAAAAUUAUGAAAUUAUUUUAAUUGCGUUUCAAACGUUUACUAGUACAUUUAUGUCUUCUGGGCUUGCACCUGCUUAUGACUCUAUGGCAGAAGAAUAUGGAGUCCUGCCUCAUGAGGCUAGUUAUUUGACUUCCGCCCAAAUUUGCGUGUUGGGAAUUUUUCCCUUAUUUUGGGUUCCAAUAAUGAACACAUAUGGUAGAAGACCAUUUUUGACAUUCUCAGUCUUGGUCUGUUGUGCUUUAAAUAUUGCUGGUGGCUUUUGUACUACCUAUGGACAACAAAUGGCCACUAGAAUUUUAUUAGCCUUAUUCAUUUCAACCGGGGUAUCUGCUGGCAGUUCAGUAGUAGCUGAUUUAUCCUUCAGCCAUGAGAGGGGUAAGAAGAAUGGUUGGUGGUCCCUAGGGCUUAUUAUGGGUACUCCAGGGGGGGGAUUCUUUAUGGGAUUUGUUCAAUAUCACGUUGGAACGAAGUGGAUUUUUUUCACAUUUGCAAUUAUGAAUUUCAUACAAUUUAUUUUAUGGCUACUUGCAGACGAAACGGUAUAUGCAAGAAAUGUUGAAACUACCAAUGCAAGACUUAAUAAACGAGGGCUAAAGAAUUGGUUAGGCUUUUGCAGACAGACAGAUAAAGAACUUAAUUGGAAAAUUUUUAUAAGGCCAUUGAAACAAGCAGCCAGCUUUAAUGUAAGCAUGGCAGUCAUUGCAGCAUCCUUAACAUUCUGUUAUGCAAAUAUACUUCUUGUUGUUGAAAUGCCACAGACUUUUGGUGUUAUGUUUGAUCUUAAUGCUCAACAAUUAAGUUUGCAUUAUAUUGCACUUAUAGUUGGGUCAAUUAUUGGGGAGUUGCUAUCUGGUCACGUCUCUGACUGGUGGAUGCUGAUAUGUUAUAAGGAAAGAGGUGGAAAAAGGGUGAUAGUUGAUAGAUUAUGGGUAUCGUAUUAUGGCUUUUUAGCAGUGAUUGUUGGAUUGGUAGUCUGGGGUGUUUAUUUGAAUAAAGUGGAACAAAAUCAUUGGACCAUUUCACCUUUGAUAGGAGCUGCUGUUAUGGCAGUAGGAAAUGACAUCGUUGCAACUGUUUUGACUGCCUUUGCUCUCGACUCCCAUUCCGAAUACGCAUCUGAUAUCGGUUUAUACUUGAACUUAGUUCGUCAAAUUUACGGUUUCAUUGGACCAUUCUACCUCACAUUAAUGAUUGAGACACUUUCUUAUGCAGGAGCCGCAGGACUAAUGAUUGGAUUAAUGGUAGUAUUUGGUUUUGGUCCGACUGCUUUGGCUCAUUUGAUCGGACUUAGGCAUAUACAUACAAAAGCAUAG